Messenger RNA from Culex pipiens pallens (northern house mosquito), 1550 nucleotides. RefSeq names its product zinc finger protein 555-like. The record is from RefSeq and is a predicted model, not a curated record. Gene Ontology annotation, molecular function: RNA polymerase II transcription regulatory region sequence-specific DNA binding; DNA-binding transcription factor activity, RNA polymerase II-specific. The coding region runs from base 196 to 1497 and encodes 433 amino acids. Gene Ontology annotation, biological process: regulation of transcription by RNA polymerase II. The transcript has 4 exons. Gene Ontology annotation, cellular component: nucleus. NCBI's taxonomy places the organism in Eukaryota, Metazoa, Arthropoda, Insecta, Diptera, Culicidae.
AAAUUCGAGCAGUUUUUGACAGUUCGCAAAUCGAAGCAAAGUUGCUGUUCAGCUUGCGAUUUUAGUUGAAUCCAAAACAGAUUUUCGCCAAUCCAGCUAAAAUAUUGCUGUUUUUGACGCAACCGAACGAUGAGUGACGCCAAUUAAGCGUUGGAAGAGACUGAAACGUCGGAACUUGCUUACGAAGACCUAGAAAUGCUGGAAAACGAAGGGUUUGAGUUCAGUUUGCCUGCAGGGGAUACCAACCUUGAAGGUGUUAAGAUAGAACCGGAAGUUGUCAUCUUCAAAGAGGAACCCAUCGGAGACGAAUCUUCAACAGAAGCCGACCAUGAUCCAAUUCUGUACCCUUCAGCUGCGGAAGAAGGUUGUCUAUUUUGCCAAAAUGCACCUCUACAGGAAUCGAUUCCUGGUCACGAAUCGAUCCGUGUCAAGAAGAUUGAGUUUGUGCUGAAUACAAAGUUGCAAACUUCUGGAGCGCCUUGUUGCUGCAGUUGCUGGAGUACCUUCCAAAGUUUCUACAAAUUCAAGCGAUCCUGCUUGCUGGCACUGUCCAAAAGGGUCGAAGCCAUGAAGGUCAAGAUUGACGAGAUCAAGACCGAAUUGGAGGGCGGUUCGUCAGAAGAGGUCGUUGAGCCAAAUGCGGCGCAGAAAACGUGUAAAAUUUGUUUCAGGAAAUUCAAGACUUUUCAAACGCUGCGAUUGCACGUGACGAACCAUCGAGAGCCGAAGCAUUGCUGUGAGAAAUGUGGUGAAAAGUUUUUUUACACGAAGGACUACAAGAAACACAGCACGGAAUGCUUCGUGGAUAAGCUUCUAGAAAGUACCGUUCCUUCGAGCGAUUUGCUGAUGCCAAAAACCGACCUUCCUGACCAGCAAGCCGGCGUACAGGAAGCCGAACCAUCCUGCAAACACUGCAACCGUCCCUUCCCCAAAGAAGCUCUAAAAGCUCACCGGCAGCAAUGUGAGCAGCGACCUCCGCGGCGUUCGCUCAAGAACAUCCAGUGCGCCCACUGUCCGAAACGGUUCGCGCGCGAUGCUUCCUACCAGCUGCACCUCAACUUCCACAACGGCAUCCGGACGGUGCAGUGCCGCAACGAGGGCUGCACCAAAAUGUUCACCAUCGGCAAACGGCGCUACGAGCACGAGAAGAACUGCAUCAAUCCGCAGAACGUUCACAUUUGUCCCAUCUGUGGGGCCCAGCUGCGGACGGACAAAACACUGCGCGAGCACGUUCGCAAGCACAGGGAUCCGCGGUUUGAGUGUGCGCUUUGCGAGAAGCGUUUCAAGACCAACGACGAACUGAAGAAACACACAGCGGUCCAUACUGGCGAGCGGAAGUUUCAGUGUCAAACUUGCGGAAAGAGGUUCAAGUCGUACGAGGCCAAUCGGGUUCACCAGCGGAUUCAUACCCAAGAAACGCCGUACGCCUGUACGGUGUGCGGGCAGCAGUUUCGGUACAACUGUUUGCUUAAAACGCACAUGGCGAAGGGGCAUUGAGAGUGCGUGUUAAGUUUGUUAAUAUUAGAAACUACACUUUACGAAGUUAAUGA